GCAACACAGCCCCGCGGAGCCCCGCCGGCCAAUCAGCGCGGCCGGAGGCGGGACUUCUCCGCGGCUCCCUGGUCAGGGCUGGGCGACUUCCGGCAAUAAACCCUGUGUUGGCGGCUUUAGGGGCCCUGAGGCGGCGGAGCUCCAGGAGAACUAUGCCGUUUUUGGGUCAGGACUGGAGGUCUCCUGGAUGGAGUUGGAUUAAAACAGAAGAUGGCUGGAGAAGAUACGAAUCUUGGAGUCAGGAACUUGAGAGAGAGCAUGACCACUGUAGCAUCAAUCACAGCAUUAUCUUAAAUAGUGAAGAUGAAGAAAUAUUCAAUAAUGAAGAGCAGGAAUAUGCAUCUAAAAAAAGGAAAAAGGACCAUUUUAGAAAUGACAGAAAUACUCAAUGUUUUUAUCGUGAAAAAUGGAUCUAUGUCCAUAAAGAAAGCACAAGAGAACUGCCCUCUCCAGACCCUCUGCUGCCAUCUGUCUCAGAUGUGAGGAAUACUCUGUCCUCUUGUGUUUUCUGUGAUUGUCCAGUUUAUCCAUCCCCACAAAGGCACAGCUAUUGUACCUUGGGAGAGGCCUUUAACCGCUUAGACUUCUCCAGUGCAAUUCAGGAUAUCCGAAGGUUCAAUUAUGUGGUCAGACUGUUGCAGCUAAUUGCAAAAUCCCAGUUAACAUCAUUGAGUGGUGUCGCACAAAAGAAUUACUUCAACAUUUUGGAUAAAAUCGUUCAGAAGGUUCUUGAUGACCACCAAAAUCCUCGCCUAAUCAAAAAUCUUCUCCAAGACCUGAGCUCUACCCUGUGCAUUCUGAUUAGAGGAGAAGGGAAGUCCGUAUUGGUGGGAAAUAUAAAUAUCUGGAUUUGCCGACUAGAAACUAUUCUCACCUGGCAACAGCAGUUACAGAAUCUUCAGAUGACCAAGCACGUGGACAGCGGCCUCACGCUCAGCGACCUUCCUCUGCACGUGCUGAGCAACAUCCUGCACAGACUCUCGGACGGGUGGGACGUCGUCACUCUGGGCCAGGUGACCCCAGCGCUGUCCGCGCUCAGCGAAGACAGGCAGCUGUGGAGGAAGCUGUGCCUGUACCACUUUGCCGACAAGCAGUUUUGUAGACACUUGGUCCUUUCAGAAGAAGGUCACGUCGAGUGGAAGUUGACGUACUUUGCCCUGCAGAAGUAUUACCCAACCAGGGAGCAGUAUGGGGACACUCUGCAUUUCUGUCGGCACUGCAGCAUCCUCUUUUGGAAGGACUGCCGCCUCGCUUUGUUAUUCAAGGACUCAGGACACCCCUGCACGGCUGCCAACCCUGACAGCUGCUUCAUGCCCGUGUCUCCACAGCACUUCAUCGAUCUCUUCAAGUUUUAAAGGACCCUCACCCUACUGCGUCGCUGUCAAAGGUGGUACACUGUGUGUUUGUGCAAUAGCUGGUAGUGUUUUUUUUGUGACUAUAAGUGAUGACUGGGAUGGUGACUGGAGGCCUCCUGGGAGGCCUGUGUUCGCUGGAAAGAACUAGAAGGGACAUAAAGGCUUUUCUUGGCGUAGGAAUGCACUGUUGCAUAUUUUCAUUUUUGAAAGGGGGUCAGGGAACCCAAGCAAAAUCAUUUCUACUUACUUCUUUAAGAAAUUCCUUUCUUCUAAGCAUAUAAAAUUUGCAACUUUGCAUAUUUCUAAAUGUGGUUCAGAAAAGAUUCUGGAUUUUCAGCACCACAUUCUGUGCUCAACUGACACUAACAGCCAAUAAUAUGCUUCUUAAUUGUCAAAUGAUAGUUUCUUGAUUUUGUAGUAAUUGGGGCUGGGGACAGAACAAUUGAUCCUUGUAAAUACAUUGUGCAGAAUAUUUAUUUUUCUUAACAUGUAUUUUAACUGCAUCCGUUGUGUCCAGAUGAAUCCUCUUUGAAUGCAAAAUGAACCUAGGGAAAUAUCUGCAUCUCCAAUCUGGUGUCUAGCAAUUGGGUUGUAAAUUGUGCAAAACGUUUGUGACCAACAGAGGUGUUUGUUAGUGGUGUGGCUGCGGUCCUGGGGGCUCGAGGACACUGGCGGGCAGGGAGCCCUGCUCUGCCAGGCCUGUUCUCACCUGAGCUGUGGGGGGACCAGACAACCAUGGAGCAUUUGCCACGACCAAGUCAGGGCCAGCCCCUGUGGCCUGAACUCGACUGUACUGAAACUACUUUUAUAGACAAUAAACCAUGUUUAUUUGCUGAUUUAA
Molecule: messenger RNA, 2196 nt
Organism: Equus caballus (horse)
Lineage: Eukaryota; Metazoa; Chordata; Mammalia; Perissodactyla; Equidae
Gene: FBXO25
Product: F-box protein 25
Biological process (GO): protein ubiquitination
Cellular component (GO): nucleus; SCF ubiquitin ligase complex; cytoplasm
Molecular function (GO): protein binding
Source: RefSeq, a predicted model, not a curated record